AGCCAAGAGCUCUCAGACUGCUCAAACUUUCCUCGUCCUCCCGCAGGCUUCACUGUCUUCUCAAACCACUUGAAUUCUCGUUCAAAUCCUUUUUCUUUGAUUCUGCAGAUGAUAAUUCAAAUUCCAAUUCCGAAUUUGAUUCUAUUUCCAAAUCCGAAUCCGCCGGUGAGGAAACGGGUUGGAGUUUUCUCGAAGCUCUUUCCAUCGGAUCCAAACAGAAGACGGAAAAGGAUGAAAGCUCCAAUUCUCAAUCUGUUCAUCCUAUGAGUGAAAAGAGCUUGGAAAUGUGCACUGAAAAUUUAGGAAACGAGACAGGGAGUGAGGAAACGAUGAGCGAAUGCUGGACGAUGGAGAAGACGAAGACAAUUCCGAUAAGAGAGAAAUCAAAAAGAUUGGGUCAAUCAAAAACACUGCCGAGCUUUCCACCACCUCUGACAACAAUAAGAGGACCAGAAUGUCUUCGAAUUAGGGCUCACAGGGAAGACGGAAGGCUUUUGAUAAAAGCCAUCGCGAGUCCAGUCAAACAUAGUUGCUUUCAAGCACAGCGGAGCGAUGGCCGCCUUCGUCUCAGCCUUUUCAAAAUUUCGGAAAUGGAAGGGGAAUUUCAGUGUGAGAAUUGCAGAGAAGAAGCGGAAGAAGAAGAAGGAGAAGAAGAAGGAGAGGAAGAAAAGUACAGAAGAGAACAUGGAAGGUGCAGAGAAGGAUUGUUAAAUUUGGAGAGUUUUCGGGUGGCUGCAUCUUAAAGUUUUGAUUUUGGAAUCUCUCUUUACCCAUAACGACAUUUCUAUAAUUUCGAGUCUUUUGUCAUUUUAA
Carica papaya (papaya) is the source of this 813-nucleotide messenger RNA. RefSeq names its product FANTASTIC four-like protein (DUF3049) (gene FAF3). NCBI's taxonomy places the organism in Eukaryota, Viridiplantae, Streptophyta, Magnoliopsida, Brassicales, Caricaceae. The record is from RefSeq and is a predicted model, not a curated record.